This is a messenger RNA of Schistosoma turkestanicum, 659 nucleotides long. The record is from the annotation of a GenBank genome assembly. Lineage: Eukaryota; Metazoa; Platyhelminthes; Trematoda; Strigeidida; Schistosomatidae.
CGUAGUAUACUUACGGCCUUGAUUGGACCACGAAUUUCGCGCGAAAUUGAAAGUGCGACUUUGGAUAACAUAUCAAAUAUGGUCCGAUAUUGGAAGCAUCGUGGCGAAAAAAUAUUCAGAAACCUCGAACCUCAUAUCCAGAAAUAUUUUCCUUAUCAUAAACCAGAGCUUGAAGGAACUUCUCCUCAACGUGCUAUUCUAACGGGGAAGAAAGUCAAAGUACCUUUCGACUACGCAAUUGGACAAGUAGUACCGUUUCAACAAAGUCUAACAUCAUCAUUCCCAGAUAUUGUAAAGGUCCGUCUGCACAAGCUCUGCUUAAAUCGUUUCCUGAUGAAGUAUUUUUAUCAAACAGCAACGUAUUGGGUUCAUACACAAGGUUUAGUGGUGAAUAUUGGAGAUAUCGUGCUUAUUGAGAAGACUGACCCACCGGUGGCAUUCAAUACCAUGUACAAACUGAAAAAAGUCGAAUUUCCUGUCGGUAAUCUUGUUGAUCCAGUCACAGGACUACGAUCUGAAGGUCCAGAAUAUUCAAUUGAAACACUGAAGUCCAUUUUAAGUAAAGAAGACAACACUUUUAAUAGUGCUUAAGACUAGCCACAUUUUCGCUUGAUUUUGUUGUAAAUAACCGCGUUUUUCAAUAUACGAUAGUUUCAAUA